Messenger RNA from Sphaeroforma arctica JP610, 112 nucleotides. RefSeq lists its product as hypothetical. Lineage: Eukaryota; Ichthyosporea; Ichthyophonida. The transcript has a single exon. Gene Ontology annotation, cellular component: myosin II complex; cytoplasm. Gene Ontology annotation, molecular function: myosin heavy chain binding; calcium ion binding. The record is from RefSeq and is a predicted model, not a curated record. The annotation marks the transcript as partial.
AUGUUUGACCAGGAGCAGAUUGCUGAGUUCAAGGAGGCUUUUAACCUGAUUGACUACGAUCACGAUGGUUUCAUCAGCACCAAAGACUUGGAGGAGACAUACAACUCUCUUG